This is a messenger RNA of Medicago truncatula (barrel medic), 663 nucleotides long. Its product is annotated as zinc finger protein 1. The record is from RefSeq and is a predicted model, not a curated record. Lineage: Eukaryota; Viridiplantae; Streptophyta; Magnoliopsida; Fabales; Fabaceae. Gene Ontology annotation, biological process: negative regulation of abscisic acid-activated signaling pathway. Bases 1 to 663 code for a protein of 220 amino acids. The transcript has a single exon.
AUGUGCAACAAGGGGAAGGAUAAGGUGAAUGAAGAGUCGGUAGCCAAUUUGAAGAUGAUGGUGAAUCAGAACAAUGAGAAAAAGCGAAAGGCAAUCAUGCUGGAAGAGUCCGAUGUUGAAACUCAGAAUUCUAAGACCCCCCUAAAAGAUGUUGCUGAAGAAGAAUCAACUGAUUCAUCCAAAAAAAUUUCUCCAUUUCUUCUUUUUGGAUUCAUUGUUGAUCACAGGAAAGCAAUUAAAAAUGCUUACUCAUGCAAAUUUUGUAGCAGAAAGUUCACUAGUCCACAGGCAUUAGGUGGCCAUCAAAGUUCUCACAAAUUAGAGAGAAGUCUCAAAAAAAUGAUCCAAGGAAUAAGUUUAAACACCAUCACUCCAUUCCAUAUGGGGUGUGGAUAUCAAUGUUAUGGAUUUAACAAUAUGAUUCAACAUGGAGGGUCAUCAAACUUAUAUGCAGGAAAUUUGUAUGGUGCAUUUCAACAUAUUUCGGAGAUAGAUGAAGCGAAUGAGGCUGAUCAAAGCAUGAUGAGUCAAAAAGUUAUUGUGUCUAAGAUUGAAGUUGGAAAAUUUUCAGAGGGAGGUGCUGUUAGUGAUGAAGUUGAUCGGGAAGACAAAGAGACUCAAGAGGAGGAAGCAUCCAAGAUUGAUUUGACUCUUAAGCUUUGA